Messenger RNA from Panicum hallii, 1623 nucleotides. Its product is annotated as probable BOI-related E3 ubiquitin-protein ligase 3. The transcript has a single exon. The record is from RefSeq and is a predicted model, not a curated record. NCBI's taxonomy places the organism in Eukaryota, Viridiplantae, Streptophyta, Magnoliopsida, Poales, Poaceae. Bases 338 to 1378 code for a protein of 346 amino acids. Gene Ontology annotation, molecular function: ubiquitin-protein transferase activity.
CUUAAUUAUUUAUUUGUAGAUCACAAAAUAUUUGGCGGAUGCGUAUCCAUCCCCACCUGUAGGCUGUAGCAGCAGCGGGGAUAGCGUACGCAUUCCGAGCCGCAGAGGCGUGGGUGGGCCCCACACGCGGCCGUGCUUGUCGCGGCCGUUGCGGCAGGCGCGCCAUUAUCGCGGUAGCUGGUGACCGCGCGUCGCCACCUUCGACCCGCCGGUUUAUAUAGCUUCGAGACCCCUCCCCAUCCUCCUCACCUUAGCUGCUCCGGCCGUGUGAUCUUGAGCCUUGAUCUCGCCGCCUCUCCGCUGCUCUCCGUCCCCUCUAGGAAGAAGACUCGGCGGCAUGGCCGUGCAAGCUCAGUUCGGCGGCCUCGCCGGCUGCUUGCCGCCCUACGCGGCGGCGGCGGCGGAUUGCUUGGCCGACGAGCAGGUGCGCGCGCUCCUGGCAGCCGCCGCGGGCAACAAGGCGUGCCAGUACACCUGCGCGGCCGGCGUGGUCAGCGGCGCGCAGAGCGAGCUGACGUGCAACGGCGGCGGCGGCGGGGCGGCGCUGCCGUCGCGGAAGCGCGGCAGGGAGGAUGCGUUCGAUCAGUACGUGGCGUCCUCGUCGGCGGCACUGCUGCCGAUCCCGGGGAUGCAGAGGGCGUUCGUCAAGCAGCACUCGCCCUUGCCGGCGGCGGCGAUCGCGAGCCGGGUGGCGGAUUCCGCGACGGCGUCGACGAGCGGGCGGCCGGCCGCCGCGUCGGUGGCGGACGCGCUGGCGGCGGAGCUGGGCCAGCAGGGUGCGGAGGUGGACGCGCUGGUGCGCGCCGAGUGCGAGCGGCUGCGCGCCGGGCUGGAGCAGGCGCGGAAGCGCCAGUGCCAGGCGCUGGUGCGCGCCGCUGCGGCGGGCGCGGCGCGCGCGCUGCGGGCGAAGGAGGCCGAGCUGGAGGCCGCGCGCCGCCGCGCCGCGGAGCUCGAGGAGCGGCUCCGGCAGGCGGCCGCCGAGAGCCAGGCAUGGUGCGGCCUGGCGCGCAGCAACGAGGCCGUCGCCGCGGGGCUCCGCGCCGCGCUCGACACCCUGCUCCUCCGCGGCGCCGCCCCCGCGCGUCCCGCCGAGGAGGAGGGCUUCGGCGACUGCGGCCCCGGCCUCGCCGCCGCGGGGGCGGACGACGCGGAGUCCUGCUGCUUCGUCGAGGCUGAGGACGCCGGCGCGGGCGCGGACACGUCGUCCCCUGCGGCGGCGAGCAGGUGGGCGUGCAGGGGGUGCGGCGGUGCCGAGGCGUCGGUGCUUCUGCUGCCGUGCCGGCACCUGUGCCUGUGCAAGGCGUGCGAGCCGCGGGCGGACGCGUGCCCCGUCUGCCUGGCGCCCAAGAACGCGGCCAUCCACGUCGCCGCCAACUGACCGCGUGAUCCCGCCGCCGCCGUUGUCCACGGCGCGCGAGCGAGCCGGCUCCGGCGAUCUCGCUACCAGCUAACAACCUCCAGCCGAGUAAUUCAGGCAGCCUGUAGAUUAGGCCGAUUAGCUUAACCCCGUUCGUUCAGUUCUUUUGGUGUAUAUUGAAAGGUUGAAAUGAACAUCUAGACUCGAGUUCUGAUGUAAAAGAGAUCAUCAUCAUUUUAACUGGCUACUAUUACUGUUACAGUUGC